This is a messenger RNA of Diaporthe amygdali, 714 nucleotides long. RefSeq lists its product as uncharacterized. Bases 1 to 714 code for a protein of 237 amino acids. The record is from RefSeq and is a predicted model, not a curated record. NCBI's taxonomy places the organism in Eukaryota, Fungi, Ascomycota, Sordariomycetes, Diaporthales, Diaporthaceae. The transcript is spliced from 2 exons.
AUGGGUUUCCAAAAUCAAGACUUUACCGCAGUUCUCGAUGCCAAGUGCCGAGAAACCAUUGAGACCUCAUACCCUCUCUUUGUGAUACAUCACAACCAUGUCACCACCAUUCCCGAUGAGACAAUCUUCCACCUCUGCCGCUGCAUCUUCGCCUCGGCCCUGCAAAAGCUGCCCGUCCAGAACCAAGACGCAAUAGACUUCCUGUGCCUGCGCAAGAUGCUCUCGUCCAUCUUCGACGCAGACCACCGCGCCUUCGUGCUCGACGAGCCGGACCAGCGCAUCCUGGCGACCAUGGACGCGGACGCCAAGGCCUGCAUCUUCGCGCAGGCCAUCGCGGGCCUGGUCUACCUGCUGCGCAAGGUGGCCACCUGCAGCCACACGCUGUCGCCCGAGGUCUUCGACGCCAAGCUGCAGCGGUUCGCCGCCAGCGAGGAGCGCAAGGUCAUGCUCGACGCCAUCGAGAAGAGCCCCGUGUGGUCCAACUGCUUCGAGAAGGCCCACAUCGGCAACAUGAUCAUGGACGCCGUCAGCGGCAAGCCCGUCGCUGGGGCCGAGGUCGUGGCCGCACCCGAGAACAAGAAGCGCGGCACCGAGGUGUCCGUCGUGGAGGUCAGCGAGCAGGACCUCGUCACCAAGCAGUUGUGGGACGACGGCCCUCACAUGCAGAGGGAUUUCGGCGUGCCCGAUGUCUUCCAAAUUAUGGUUUUGAACUAG